Molecule: messenger RNA, 735 nt
Organism: Pyrus x bretschneideri (Chinese white pear)
Lineage: Eukaryota; Viridiplantae; Streptophyta; Magnoliopsida; Rosales; Rosaceae
Product: sigma intracellular receptor 2
Exons: 2
Coding region: 58-570 (170 amino acids)
Cellular component (GO): endoplasmic reticulum
Source: RefSeq, a predicted model, not a curated record
CCAAGAUCCACUAUUGCAUUACAAACUGUGAGAAAGAGAAAAACACAGCAUCAAAAUAUGGGUGUUUUUGUGAAGAUAAUCGACGGGUUUCUCUUUGUGAAUUUUGCCAUGGCAGCGGUGUGCGCGGUGUUGAUAGAUACACAGUUGUGUCUGCCUCCAAGCCUCUUCCCAAGCUCGGUGGUGGCGAUCAAGAACUGGUAUGCUCGCGAGUUCGAUGAUUAUCUCGUUGAACAGAAGCCUCAUUUCUUGGUUGGCCUCAUUUGGGUUGAGCUUACAUUGCAGUGGCCUCUUCUCGUUGCCAACUUGUAUGCAAUUUUGACUGCUAAGCCUUGGUUCAACACCACCUGCUUGGUCUAUGGCAUCUCUUUCUUCACUACCAUGGGCGCUGUAUUAACAGAGAUGUUAAGGUCCGGCAAGGCAUCUAAGAAAAUGUUGAAUGUGCACUACGCUGCUAUGGGGUUGGCUGUUCUGUCCAUACUGCGCGGUCUGCUCCCACCGUCCGCUGCCGCUACUCCAACCAGCGGCAAGGGAACAACCAAAAGGACCGCCCCACAAAAGAAAAUGAUGUAGACCUCAAAUAUUUUUAUCAUUUUUGUUUUCUGGUUAAUUAUACGCUUUGUUGAGCUUUGGUUCUGUCUUUCAACGAAGAACCAAAAAAAACUUCGUAAGAGUUAAUCAUUGUGAUUGCCAGGACAAGCUAUGAGAUUCAAUAGAUGGAGGUAUGAGUUAUUUUAA